This is a messenger RNA of Mycena citricolor, 1604 nucleotides long. The record is from the annotation of a GenBank genome assembly. Lineage: Eukaryota; Fungi; Basidiomycota; Agaricomycetes; Agaricales; Mycenaceae.
GCGAGACAUGCUGAAAAAGUGCUGUAUCUCUAUCAAGUCCACCGUGAUCAUAUUUCUUUACAAGUUGCUCCAGGACGAAAGUGCAUGGGCGAAGGAACUGGCGCCGCGUUUGGAGUCCCUUCCUCCCCUGCCAGCUGCGUCGUCGUUUCGGUGUUUCAGCUCCGGUAGACUUGUAUUCAAGCUGUCGGAUUUGAUCUCCCCGGGCGAAUCCACGCGCAAACAAGUGGCCGUUCCAGACAACGUUCCUCGUAGUUCAUCUUCCGAGAUUCUUGUCGUGGAUCAGGAAUCGGCGCGAAGAUCUCCAAGACCAAGGGUCCACUCCUCAUCUCACCGGCGGACUGCAACUCCGGAAUUUCUGCAGCCGUUGUCGAUCGCAUCCUCAUCUUCGGAUCUGCCUGAGAUAGAUCCAGAUCCCUAUCCCGGGCCGAAUGUUCGCGACGACGACGACGGAGACAAACUUGUGAUUCCGUCCAUAGCGGCUGCCACGGUCGUGCCCACCUACAGCACUGAGGGAGCGGAGUUUCGGAUUCCGGCCCGCCAGCAGUACGACAAACUACGGCGGUAUCUGUGCGGGUCGGCCACGAGUUCUUUGCCCGUCGUGGUGUCGAUGUAUGGAACUCUGGAACGUGUAGAUCCGGUGACGAGAAGACAUUUUCAAGUCGCUCAGGUGCCUUCCCCGAGUCGAGAUGUUGUCGAUGAUGCAUGUCUGCUGGAGCAGGCGGGCCGGGCCGCUGUUGUGCUCGGACAUAAUCGAGACGUCAAGCAACUUUCGCUCGUGCGUUUCGACCAAUCGGGGCGCAUGGCCGAGGUGGCGCAUCUCAAUCGUCCAUGGUCGUCUUCCAAGAAGGGUGGCGUGAGUGCGGUGGCUCACAUGAUGGCCCCUCGCAUGUUCGCCACUGGCGGAUAUGAUCACAUGGUCCAUUUGUGGACGGCGACUCGAGAUUUUGCUUCAGCGGCGCCGCAGGUCCUGAACAUGAAACACACUUCGCAGAUCCAGUCAUUGCUUGCCAUUCAGGACACCAGCCACAAGCUGGUGUCUGCCAGCGCCGAUUGCAGCGUGAAUUUCUGGGAUCUGUCCUCUGAGAGGGUGGCUCACACGCUCAAGACAUCGAAUUCGGUGUACCACGCUCACAGGACCCUCUCCUCAUUCUGCACGUUGCUAGAGGCCAGUAGCCGCGUUAUUCGACCGGCAUAUAUUCAUGAGGCUAUCCAGGUCGCACACCGCGAGCUCCAAUUCGAAGUCCGCGAUCACCGCUGCGUUCCGAGCGUUCCGGUGCAGCGAUUCGGACACACUGAAACUCAGCUCGCAGGGCGCUAUGCGAAAAGUGCAUCGCUCGAGAAUUGUUUCGUGUCCGGCAGUCGGGACGGCGUGGUUCGUGUCUGGGACCUGCGUCGGCCGGAUGAACCUCGAGAGACGAUCAAGUGUUUCGAGGGCCAGAAAAUCGUGCAGGUGUUCAUCCAUUCAUCGUCGCGCUUCGUCGCAUGUUCAGAGCACAAGCAAUUCCGUGUGAUCAGCGCCAUGUAGCUUAUUCCGAUAAGAUUAGAUAACUUUGUGUAGUUCUACGUCAUCACGAUGUCGUGUGUGAUCGCCAUUUUCUGCUUCU